This is a messenger RNA of Amphibalanus amphitrite, 2686 nucleotides long. RefSeq lists its product as uncharacterized. Lineage: Eukaryota; Metazoa; Arthropoda; Thecostraca; Balanomorpha; Balanidae. The record is from RefSeq and is a predicted model, not a curated record. The coding region runs from base 397 to 1827 and encodes 476 amino acids. The transcript has 6 exons.
UCGGCUCGACCACAGCUCCCUCGCCGGUCGGCGCCAGUCGCGUGAGAGCAGAGCUCGAGGAGGGGUGCGUGACGCUCCCCCUCACCGGUGUCUGUGCAGGUGGCCGGCCGCGCUGCGGGUGUGGAGGCCGCUGGAGCUGUGUGCUGUGUCGAGCUGUGACGGCCGUGCUGUGUUGAGUUGUGUGAUGCGCGGGUCGCUGGGUGCCGGGCUGCGCGGCGCGGCCCGGAGCGAAAACGGUGACGUCUGCCGCCGCUGUGAAGGGCACAUUCUGUGACGGGAGCUCGUCAGUGCAGCUCUGCAGCUCCUGUGUCUGUGUGAGCUCUCUGUGCUGGUUACCGAGGCACGAGCUGGGACGGGGUGGAGCGGAGCCCUCCCUGAGCGGCACAGGAGCCAGCCAUGCAGGAGCGGAGCAUAGACGACCGGCGGGCCGGCGACCGGGCUGUGCUGGAAACGGCAGACGGUCGUCGGCUCUACGACCUGGUGGUUCGACCUCCGGCGGGCGGUGGUGGCGGCGGGGACGGAGAGCCUCCCUGUGACUGUGCCGGCCCGCCGCCGCCCCAGUUUCUCCUCCCCCCUCCGCCGGUGGACCCCAGCUGGGCGGCCGACGACGAGGACGUCUGUGAUAUCGUGGCCCCCUACCAGGUCUGCCGGGGUCUGACGGGUGGCACCACUGGUGCUGGCGGCACCACUGGUCUACCUAUUCUGGCUGUGGUGCUCACCGCUUCAGGGCUGCUACUGGUGCUGCUUCUCGUCGCCGCAUUGCUCUUCUGCAGGUACCGACGGAGGUCACGAGGCUCGCUUUCCAGCAAGGGUUCGGGGAAGCGAGCUGACACUUCUCUCCUGUACGACGGCCUACCUGUGCAGACUCAGGUCAUCCCCAACAACCUGCGGUCGAACGGGCACGGACCUCACAUCGAGAUGGUGGCUGUGAAGGGCCAGUGCGCCCAGCUCCUGCCCGGCAGCAGGGGCGGUGUGGGUGCGCUGUUUGUCAGUCCUCCACCUCCGUCGCUUACCGAUGACGGCUCAGAGCCGCUGUCAAACAUGUACGAAGAGAUCCCUUACUACGGUCGCCGGGUGCCAUCGGAGCCUUACUACUCCGACUCUGAGGAGGACAUCAUCAGUCGGCCGUCGGAGGAGGAGCUGGGUGUCGACGGAGGCGGAGGUGUCCCGCGACCCUCCUACCUACCCACCGCCGAGCCGCGCUACGUCAGGACGCUCCCCUCGGGCCCGGCUGGCGGUCAGCCCCGCUACCACAGCAGCCAGCCGCGGCCGCGCAGCGCCGACCGGCGGCGACGGUCCCCUGCCAGUCCCGCGGCGACGCGGCCCAGUAUACGACGAGACGCGUCGCUGCACAGAAAGGACCCUUACUAUUACUCGGACAUCCUCGCGCGGGAUUCGCCCGGCGGUAACGGCAGCGGUGUUGGUAGUGACGAUAUCAGCGGGGCGUACCGAGCUCCAUACGACGAGCGGCGGCCGUCAAGUCGCGGCGUCGGCGGCCCGCUCUAUUGCCAGCCGGAUGUAGCCGCCGGCGAUCCAAGGUCAACGAGAGCACGUGACCAUGGCCACGUGACGCCGCUAGCCAAUCGGAUCGCGCUCGACCCGUUCGUUGAUCCGUACAGUGGCGAUCGCAGUGGUUCUCACCGACAGAGACAUAAGCUGAGUUCAUUCGGCGGUGGAGGAGCCGUGGAGAUGCCUGGACACGAGUGGGGCUACCCGCGGACGCCCGGACUCAGGAGUCCGGACAGGGGGUACACGGCGGCGGGCGCGGGCCACCCGGCGGGCGAUGACACCGGCCGCUACUGCCCACCCUCUCAGUGGACUCAUUAGCGCUGAUGGGAGGCGCUGAGUGAAAAUAAUCAAACGCGCUGAUAAGGCGCAGACUGCUGGAACCGUUGACGGAGUUCUCAGUGACUCGGUGGCGUGGAGCGGUGCGCACACCAGUGAUAGGCUAUUAACACUAUGAAUUUGUUUGAGAGCGCUAAUGGUGAGAUAUGUGCAUGUAUCAUUUUGUGAUUUAGCGUUAAUUUGUUGCGUAUCAAGCUCCAUAAAGCGACUACCCGCGCGGCAAAGACAGCUUGGUGUUUGCACUUUUAUACGAUUUAUUUUAGAUGUUCGUUAAAGCCUGGGAGGUGUACGGGAGACAUGUAUCUACUCUGGAUGGUCCGUUUUUGUCUACCGAAGCUGUGGCUAUUCGUAAUUAUGAAAUUAUUACCACAUUUAUGAAGGGCAUAUAUCGGCAUGUGCUCUUACGUGUCUAGAAACAUAGGCAUUAUGAUUGUCUAAUUUUAAUAUUCGCAGUUCCGAAUGAUGCAUCAUAUUCAGUGUCAUAUUUUACAUGCCUGUAAGUCAAAAUUCCCAAUAAUGCCGUCAAAUGCAUCAAGUUCUCCUGUCGUGCAGCAGCUGCGCUCCCCGCCCCGCCUCCCCCAGAGCUGCGAUGUCUCCCGUGCCCGCCCAGGCGCUGUUCGUGAACCGGUUCCACCGGCCGUCUCGCGCGCGUGCCGAUGUCUCCGCGUUUGUGUGUGGUCGUCGCACGCGUCUGUCCCGCCUCCAUCUCUAGUCAGACUGAUUGACCGAUGUACCCAGGCUGUGAUAGCCGGCCCCCACUCGCAGGUCGGUCCCGGCCGGGACGCCGCCGCCCGGCGCACAGAGCUGUUCGCACGUCCCGAUAAUACACACUCGUCACAUG